Molecule: messenger RNA, 3979 nt
Organism: Drosophila kikkawai
Lineage: Eukaryota; Metazoa; Arthropoda; Insecta; Diptera; Drosophilidae
Gene: PEK
Product: pancreatic eIF-2alpha kinase
Biological process (GO): protein phosphorylation
Cellular component (GO): cytoplasm; nucleus
Molecular function (GO): protein binding; ATP binding; eukaryotic translation initiation factor 2alpha kinase activity
Source: RefSeq, a predicted model, not a curated record
UCGGCCCUAGAUAACGAUUACGUAUAUAUGCGCGUAUGAUGGGCAUGCAGGAUGACCUGGACGGCAUCGUGAGGCACCGUCGUCGCAACCUGAGCCUCCUGCAGCUGGUGGCACUUACCAUGGUAGGCUUUGUGGCCCUAAGUCCGCACCAGGCCAGGGCGCAAUCGAGGGACCUGGAGCUGCAGACGGCGGGCUCCUCCACUCCUCCGGCCCUGACGCACUGUGUUGACCAGGGAGAGCGCCGGAUUGGACGCAGACUCCUCUAUAUAACAACACUAGACGGACGUCUGAGCGCCCUGGAUAUUGCCAAAUCGGGGAAGUUGCGCUGGAGCGUGCCCACUGCACCCGGUCCGCUUAUCUCGUCCAGCAUCCACCGCCUGGAGCUGACCAACAAUGGACAGUUUGUGCGCAUGAUUCCCUCACUGAGCGGUGGCAUCUACAAGUUCGACGGCGAAUCCAUCGAUCCCAUACCGAUAACGGCAGAACACCUGCUCAGUUCGAGUGCCAAGUUCAGUGACGAUCUGGUGAUAUCUGGGGGCAAGGAGACCCGCUCUUAUGGUGUCUCUGUUCGCACCGGUCAGCUGCUCUACGAGUGCUCCAUCAACGGGUGUGUAAACUCCACGGAUGAUGGGCGGGCCAUAAACGAUACCAUAGAGGAGGGAGAUCAGGAGGAGCUCCGGCAGGAGGGCGAUGAUGACCAAUUGAGGGAUGAGGCUGGCUAUGUUGUGGGCCAUGAUCCCCUUCUGGACGACGUGAUUGUGGUACGCCGCCAGACCCAAACCGUUCGGGCCGUAGAGUCGCGGACCGGCAUGGAGCGAUGGAACUUCAGCGUGGGCCAGCAUGAGCUGGACAUGGUCCGACCCUCUGAGUGUACUCAACAGCCGCGCGAUGAGCUAGAGCUGGCUGUCCUGGACGUGGACAUCAAAGUGGUGGUGCCUGAGGGCGUAAUCUGCGCCUUCAGCAAGAGCGACCCCCAGACCAUGCUCUGGAAGUACAAGUUUGAUCACCCGAUUGUGAGUGCCUGGAACACGAAUGCCGCUGACGAACUGAAGCCCAUUGAUCUCUUCAGCUCAGCCCAGUGGCUCUGGGAACAGGAUCAGACGGAAGAGGAUAUGCCCAACAGGCCCCAGAGUGCGCCAUCCAUUUACUUGGGCAUGUACGACAAGCAGUUGUAUAUCCAGGAGUCAAUCCGUCUUCGCCAGGAAAUAAUGGACCAGACGAAGGUCUACCAGCAGCUCACAGGCGACACCAGUCUGAUGCCCAAGAUUCCUUGGAAGCCCAUAGCCGCCAGCAGCAAUUCGCUGGUCAUAUUCCGACAAGAUGAGGAUGAGCCCGAGGUCAUAGGGGGCACUGGAGGCGGACAAGGAAGCGAGCUGGUACCCUAUGAUGACCAGAACUUUGCUGUGGCAGCUCAGUCCGUGCUGAAUGCCUCCGAGUUUGUGAACGGUAAUGGUUUCUAUUUCUACACUACCUCGGAUUUUGAGGGUCCAUCCGAGUGCGGCACCAAUGAGACUCCAAGUGGAUUGCCUGCCAUCGAGGCGCCUCCUCCGAACAAUGGCACGUCUGGGGGAGCGGAAAACACCGGGAACAACAGCAUCAACGACGAUCUGGGCUUCAGUCUGGAUGACAUUGAUGCUCCUGUAAAGGUGGUGAUUCUGUCGCUUUGGUUUUGGUGGAAGGAGAUCGUGGUUAUUGCAUUUACCUCGGCUGUGCUUCUGAACAUCUUUAUGGGACAGCGAAACCAGCGGGUGGAGCGGGAAUAUUUGGUCAUCGAGCGACAUGUGCCGGUACAAACUGCCAUUGAGGCCACCGAAGCAUCCACUCAGGCUCUCCUGGGUCCCGUGGUCCCCUUGCAGCGCAAUCCAGGCAAUCGCUUUAGCUUCCCACCCAACGGCCGAACCCAGCGCACCAUUUCGGAGUCCACUUCUCACUCGGGCGAACAUUAUACCUCGCGCUUCCAGACCGACUUUGAGCUGAUGCAGUGCCUCGGACGCGGUGGCUUCGGCGUGGUCUUUGAGGCCAAGAACAAGCUGGACGAGAAUAGGUAUGCCAUUAAGCGCAUCACGCUGCCCAACAAGGAGGCUUCCAGGCAACGAGUUCUCCGCGAAGCUCGUACCCUUGCCAGCUGCGAGCACCACAACAUCGUGCGAUAUUUCCAUUCCUGGACCGAGACACCACCAACUGGGUGGCAGGAAGAGGAGGAUCGUAAACUAGUUGCCCACGAGUUGUCCACCUCCAUUCAGAUCGAGACGCCAGACGAGAGUACACUGCCCUCGUUUGCGGACCAGUUGCAGGAGAAACGCCACCAGCAACUUAUGUCUUGGGUAUCGGAUGCUGCGAAUAGCACUGCCUGCAGCCACGACUUUCAUGGCCACGGGGAGCCAGCACUUAGGAACAUCAGGGAGGAGUACGACGAUGAUGAGGAGGAGGAUUCGCUUAUUGAAUUCCGCAGCGAGUCGCAGUCGGCAGCUUUAAGGGCGCGCGACGAAGAUGACGAUGAAGACGACGACGAUGAUGACGAUGAAGAGGAGGAGGAGGCAGAGAAGGACGAGAAGAAGAGUCACCAUCGCAGUUCCGUGUCUAUUGACAUCCAUUCGGCUUCUUUCGAUCUAAAGAACAUUAACUACUCACAGCACCAGUUGGUGUCCAACUCCUUUCAAAUCGAAUCGGUUCGCACCAAAAGCAAUGGCAGCGAUGAGGCGGAGGACGAUAAUAGGCCUAGAAGAAAGCCGCUUACCCUCGCUCUGGCUCAGAACCACAACAACAACAACCAGAACGGAAGCCAUCCGACGCCACCAAGUGCCACCAUACAGAAUGGAGUUGCUGGCAAGCCAAGCAAAGUGUACUUAUACAUCCAGAUGCAGCUGUGCCGCAAGGAGAGUCUACGCGACUGGCUCAGGGACAAUCGAACUGAGGCCAGGGCGGCUCACAUCGCUGAUAUCUUUCACCAGAUCGUUGACGCCGUGGACUAUGUGCACCUCAAAGGCCUCAUCCAUCGGGACCUGAAGCCGAGUAAUAUCUUCUUUUCGCAGGACGGACAAAUCAAGAUCGGAGACUUUGGACUGGUCACCGACAUGGCGGACAUUCCGAACCUGGUUGCCAAGUGUGGAGAUCAGAGUGGCCUGCCCUCCUGUGCCCGCCACACUCAGCAGGUGGGCACUCACCUAUAUAUGUCGCCUGAGCAGCUGCUCGGCCGUCACUACGACUACAAGGUGGACAUCUACUCCCUGGGCCUGAUUUUCUUCGAGCUGCACGUGUACUUCUGCACAGAGAUGGAGCGAAUCAAGACGCUGCGAAAUUUGCGGGAUGGCCAGUACCCCAAGGACUUUGCCCUCAAGUAUCCGGAGCAGUACGAUUUGCUUCAGCAGAUGUUGUCCGCCGAACCGGAGCAGCGGCCACAGACAAAGCAGUUGAAGAGCCAGCUACAGGACAUUCUGCACCUGCCGCAUCACCUGGCGGACGGACGCAGCGAGCAUGCGGUGCUGGCCGAGCGUGCCAGGCGGCUGAGUCGCAGUCGAACCUUCAGCAGCUCCAGCGAGCCGCAUCAGUGAUAGACCAGAUUGGCCGUGGGCAUGAACAGCCAUCAGUCAUCAGUUAGCAUUUUGCUUGUAAGUCAUUUACCAACCAUCAUCCUCACCUGGCUAUGCCUCAUCCGCUGACUCGACCCGGACCAGUCGCAGGAUCAUUUAAUUGGUAACACCUAGACUCGAUAAGUUUGUAUUACGUUCACAUUUUAAACUCUUGCGUGUCGCAAAUUAGCAACAACAAAAUGUCCUUUUGUUUAUAAGACUUAACCUUAGGAAUUAUACAUAUAUAUAAAGAUGUACUCCCAAAACAGUCGCUAGCCUUAGUCGAUGAUCUACGAUGCCCAAAAUUGUUUGUCCUAGUUUGUUUCUACCCAUAUAGCCAGCCAAUUAAUACGAGAGUUUGUUUUUAGUUGAUAGGCGAUAAGAGAGAAAAAUAAAAAAAAGCUUAAAAA